Messenger RNA from Pongo pygmaeus (Bornean orangutan), 2580 nucleotides. It is a transcript of the gene NDRG2, whose product is annotated as NDRG family member 2. The transcript is spliced from 16 exons. The record is from RefSeq and is a predicted model, not a curated record. Lineage: Eukaryota; Metazoa; Chordata; Mammalia; Primates; Hominidae. The coding region runs from base 523 to 1752 and encodes 409 amino acids.
UUUACCCAGGAGUCAGAGCCUCUGGGGGUCCCCGGCCCCUCCCCCGCGCCCCUUGAGGCAUUGACCCCAGAGUCCCUGUUGGCCAUCCUCUCCCCACCCCCCGCCCGCCCGCGAUCGCCCUCUAUUUAUAGCGGCCCCCCGCAUUCCCCGCCCCCACCUCCCCGCCUUGUUGUCCAACUUCUCUCGGAGCAGCCGGAGAGCAGGCGUCCGGACGCAGCAAAGAGAGGAGAGGUACCAGGACUCUGGGCACCAAGGAGUCGAAACUCCUGCGCCCUCGACGUUCCCCCGUGCCCCCUUUCGGCGCCGGCACACCUGCCCUUGCCAGCCGGCGAGACCCCCGCCUCCUCAGCGGCGGUCCCGCCCACCUUCUCCUUUCUUAAUCUAGUUCUCUGUGUUCGGGCGGGGGGAGUCGAACUCGUGGGGUGUCAGUUUCCCGGGUUCGUCUCCCCACUACCGGUUCCCACCACUGAGUCUGGGGGCGAAGGAAGGAGCCAGAGUGCGAAUUGCAGAUCCAGGUCGUGGAUGGGGGCGGUGCUGAGGGCAGCCGAGGGAUCCCCGCACUCCCCACACCGCCCCAAUGCGGGGAGGGGGUGGUGGAAUGUUUUGACCCCAGAGUCAGAAGGCGUGAGAACCCUGACCCCUAACCCACUGCAUCCAGCCAAUAGGAGCCCAGCCACCAUGGCGGAGCUGCAGGAGGUGCAGAUCACAGAGGAGAAGCCACUGUUGCCAGGACAGACGCCUGAGGCGGCCAAGACUCACUCUGUGGAGACACCAUAUGGCUCUGUCACUUUCACUGUCUAUGGCACCCCCAAACCCAAACGCCCAGCGAUCCUUACCUACCACGAUGUGGGACUCAACUAUAAAUCUUGCUUCCAGCCACUGUUUCAGUUUGAGGACAUGCAGGAAAUCAUUCAGAACUUCGUGCGGGUUCAUGUGGAUGCCCCUGGAAUGGAAGAGGGAGCCCCUGUGUUCCCUUUGGGAUAUCAGUACCCAUCUCUGGACCAGCUUGCAGACAUGAUCCCUUGCGUCCUGCAGUACCUAAAUUUCUCUACAAUAAUUGGAGUUGGUGUUGGAGCUGGAGCCUACAUCCUGGCGAGAUAUGCUCUUAACCACCCGGACACUGUUGAAGGUCUUGUCCUCAUCAACAUCGAUCCCAAUGCCAAGGGUUGGAUGGAUUGGGCAGCCCACAAGCUAACGGGCCUCACCUCUUCCAUUCCGGAGAUGAUCCUUGGACAUCUUUUCAGCCAGGAAGAGCUCUCUGGAAAUUCUGAGUUGAUACAAAAGUACAGAAAUAUCAUUACACAUGCACCCAACCUGGAUAACAUUGAAUUGUACUGGAACAGCUACAACAACCGCCGAGACCUGAACUUUGAGCGUGGAGGUGAUAUCACCCUCAAGUGUCCUGUGAUGCUGGUGGUAGGAGACCAAGCACCUCAUGAAGAUGCAGUGGUGGAAUGUAACUCAAAACUGGACCCCACCCAGACCUCGUUCCUCAAGAUGGCUGACUCCGGAGGUCAGCCCCAGCUGACUCAGCCAGGCAAGCUGACCGAGGCCUUCAAGUACUUCCUGCAAGGCAUGGGCUACAUGGCCUCAUCCUGCAUGACUCGCCUGUCCCGGUCUCGUACAGCCUCUCUGACCAGUGCAGCAUCCGUUGAUGGCAACCGGUCCCGCUCUCGCACCCUGUCCCAGAGCAGCGAGUCUGGAACUCUUUCUUCGGGGCCCCCGGGGCACACCAUGGAGGUCUCCUGUUGAAUGACCCUUGUUGCCCUAGUGCGGGACCCAGCCCUCACCUCCCCCAGAACUAACCUGGGAGGUGCUGAAGGGACAUUGGGCCACAGUAAGCAAGGGAAAAAGGGCAGAUCAUGUGGGGAGAUGACCUUGAUCUUUGAUUGCUACCCUAACCUUGACCUUUAACCUGUGAUUCCCCCCAGCUCCUGGAAGAGAUGUCCUAAUAUCUCUUAGGGACCCAGACCCCUAAAUUCUCCUCCUCCCCCAUUUUGGUGUUAAGGUGGAGAGGGCAUAUGCAUCCUCUGUCCUGAUCUAGGUGUCUAUAGCUGAGGGGUAAGAGGUUGUUGUAGUUGUCCUGGUGCCUCCAUCAGACUCUCCCUACUUAUCCCAUAUUUGCAAGGGGAGGGGAUUUGGGGCUGGGGCUCCAUUCACCAAAGCUGAUAUGGCUUCUUAAUAACCCUUUAGGACUCUGAAGGGUAUGGACCUAUGUGAAUGUGUGUCAGGGGGAGACUUGCUGGUGGGUUAGUGGUCCUCAGGAUGUGAUAGAAACAUCCAGUGUAAAAAGGAAGUUGGAAUGGGAGUUGGCGGGCAAUGAACGAGUGUCGGGGAAGGAUUGGUGCUGGGGCAACAGGAAGGGGCCUGGGGCCAUUCGGCUGCACUAACUUUGGUAGCUCUCAGUGUGCAUCUAGAGUGGGACUGGGGAGGGAGCUAAGCUUGGGCUGGGCUGCUUGGGGCUUGGCAUAGGGGUGGAAAGGGCUACCCUGGGGCUCUGACCACACAGUAUUAUGUGUGGAGGGUGCCCUCCUGUCUCCCACAACUUCUGCUAUAACAAUAAACUGUAGAGGAAUCUGA